Penicillium brevicompactum is the source of this 1569-nucleotide messenger RNA. Its product is annotated as AATF family protein. Gene Ontology annotation, cellular component: nucleus; nucleolus. Lineage: Eukaryota; Fungi; Ascomycota; Eurotiomycetes; Eurotiales; Aspergillaceae. The transcript is spliced from 3 exons. The record is from RefSeq and is a predicted model, not a curated record. Gene Ontology annotation, biological process: maturation of SSU-rRNA from tricistronic rRNA transcript (SSU-rRNA, 5.8S rRNA, LSU-rRNA). The coding region runs from base 1 to 1569 and encodes 522 amino acids.
AUGGGUAAACCACGCGGAGCUCGCUCGCUGGCUGAUCAGCUCGCUGAUUUCGAAGACCCUACCCCUAAAGACUUCGAUCCCGAAGACAUCGACAAUGGCGCACAGUCGAGCGACGAGGAGAGUGGAGAUGACGAGGAAGUGAACACUGGACGGGAGCACUACGAGAAAGUAGGAAAAGCAAAACUCCGCAACGACGACCCCGUGGCCCUUGGAAAACAGUAUGAUGGUGCUCGCGUCAGUCGCGAUGCCUUAGGAGAGGAUAGUGAUGAUGACCCUUUCGCUGCUCGUUCUGGUGACGGCGACGAGGCCUCCGAAAGCGGUUCGGAGGAGGAAGAGGAAGAAGGCUCAGACGAUAUCUCCGCAAUCGACUCCGACGAUUCUGCUAUUGAUGAGGAUGCAUUGGCUCAGGAGGACUCCGACGAGGACGAAGAGGGCGAAGAAGACGACGAGAGCGAGGAGUCCGACGAGGAUCUGCCACGGAAGAAAUCCAACAAGAAGUCUCCAGCUGUCAAACAUAGCGAGGUUUCCGGCGACCGCGACGAGAUUCGACGACUGAUGGCGACUGAUCAGAAAACUAUCGCAGCUACCAUUUCCUCCGCGGCCAAGGCCGAUGCCACCAAGGGAAAGGCUGUCAAGCAACAACGUACCACUUUCGAUGCGCUUCUGAAUGCUCGUAUCAAGCUGCAGAGCGGGUUGACGUCUAUCAAUGGUAUUCACGCUGUUUUGGGGGCGAGCAGUGAGGAGGGAGGGAAUGCGACCGAGCAGGAAGAGGUUGACGAAGAAGCGAUCAAGUCUGCAGAGUCCGCGGCCAUGGCAUUAUGGUCUACUCUCGAGGGUCUUCGCACUGCCCUGGCUGACGCUACUGCGAAAGAAGGAAGCAAAAAGCGCAAGAGGCCUUCCCCUGUAUCCCCCACUACCCCUACAGCCUCCCUUUGGGAACGCAUGAAUGAAGUGGAAUCCGAAUCCCUUCCUCAUCGCCGCUCCAUUCUCGACAAGUGGUCCUCCAAGGUUCGGGGCACUUCUGCCGCCCUCCCCAACAGCAGGGGUAAAUUGCUUGGCUCCGCCAGUCGCCAGCAAACCAUCACAGCAGUCCUGGACGCCCAGGUCGCAUCGGAAGUCGGUGAACGUCCCUCCAAGCGCUCGCGCUCGGACCAACAGGAGUCAUUCUUCGACGACAGUGCUUUCUACCAGUCUCUUCUCCGCGAUCUCGUCGAGCAGCGCAUGACCGGCUCCGACGGCGCCACCAGUGGCUUUGACAACCUGCAUCAAUUGCCCACCCGUCUGCCCAUCCACCCUGUGACCGGUAUGCGUAACGACAAGGUCAAGCGAGAUAUCGAUACCCGUGCCUCCAAGGGCCGCAAGAUGAAGUACACCGUGCAUGAGAAGCUGCAGAACUUCAUGGCCCCCGAAGACCGUGGGUCGUGGAGCACGCGCGCACGCGACGAACUCUUCGCCUCCUUGCUUGGCCGAUCUGCCAGUGGUCUCCUUGGCGAGGGUGACGAGAGCGGCAGCGACGAAGAGGACGAUGCCGACCGCGAGGAAGGAGGCCUGAGACUCUUCCGCAGCUAG